GCUGAUUCAAUAAAUAAGGCUAGCUAACUUCCUAAUCUGAACUAUUUGUGACAAUUACAGCGUGUCUGUUCUGCCUCUCAGAUGUUUCGGAACAUUGCAUUUCGAGCUGAGCUUGAUCGCCAUAUCACACCAGAAUGUGAAGACCAGGCUCGCAUAUUGUGUGGAGAGGUUCCUGCAGAAAGAAAUAAUAAAAUUGAAGAAUUACGGAAAAUGAUCCUCGAGAGAGGUGAAUGCAAUCCGCCUCGGCUAGACGAUGUGUUCCUGUUGCGUUUCUUGAGAGCGCGCCAAUGCAUACCAGCUAGAGCACACCGCCUGAUGGUACGUUAUUGCACUUUCCGGGAACAGAACCCGCACCUGUGGCGCGACGUGUACUGGUACGGGCUGGCUCGACUGGGCAACGUGUACGAAGGCGUGCUCUACGACAGACCAGACGUCGGCAGACUGAUCAUAGGGAGACUAGGGCUUUACGAUCCAGACAAAUUCAGCCCUGAUGAAUUGAUCAGGGGUUGUCUCUUACUCCUGGAGGUGGGCAUCAUGCAGCCGAAGCUCCAGGUGCUGGGUGGCACUGCCCUCGUGGACUGCGAGGGAACGACCUUGAAGCAAAUGCGGCAACUGACGCCCUCUCUUGUAACGCAGGCUAUGAGUGUUAUGGGGUAUGCGUUCCCGCUGCGUCAGAUAGGGGUUCACAUCGUAAACUGUUCAGGGCUCAUCGAAAAGCUGUUCUUCUUGUUCAAGCGACUGGCGCCAGCUGAUGACUUGUGGAAGAGAGUCUAUUUCCAUGGGUGUGACUACACCUCACUGCACAGAUACAUAGAGCCCGAAUGUCUACCGCGACGGUACGGAGGUCAGCGGGAGUCAGUGUCGCUCGGAGAGUGGUUGACAGCCAUCAAGUAUUACAGGGAUGAAGACUUUGAUAAGGACAUGAGCAGCAUCGGAUACGCCGUGUGA
Molecule: messenger RNA, 948 nt
Organism: Leptidea sinapis
Lineage: Eukaryota; Metazoa; Arthropoda; Insecta; Lepidoptera; Pieridae
Product: clavesin-1-like
Exons: 7
Coding region: 82-948 (288 amino acids)
Cellular component (GO): membrane
Molecular function (GO): phosphatidylinositol bisphosphate binding
Source: RefSeq, a predicted model, not a curated record